Messenger RNA from Marasmius oreades (fairy-ring Marasmius), 1311 nucleotides. RefSeq lists its product as uncharacterized. The record is from RefSeq and is a predicted model, not a curated record. The transcript is spliced from 6 exons. The coding region runs from base 1 to 1311 and encodes 436 amino acids. Gene Ontology annotation, molecular function: mRNA 5'-cap (guanine-N7-)-methyltransferase activity. Gene Ontology annotation, biological process: 7-methylguanosine mRNA capping. Lineage: Eukaryota; Fungi; Basidiomycota; Agaricomycetes; Agaricales; Marasmiaceae. Gene Ontology annotation, cellular component: nucleus.
AUGCCAGCUUUUGAUCCUGUUCGCGAUGCCGUCCUCAACUCUCCUACCACGUCCUCACCGAACCUUGCUCGUCGGGCUACUCACCUUUCAGUUCUCCUCAACAGCGACCCUGUCCCCGAAAAGCUCUCCUCGUCGCAGGCGAUCCGCAGAACAAAAUCUCCACAUUCAUCUCCGUCUCAUUCGCCCGUAUUCUCUUCACGUCCUUCCUCGUCAUCUUCCUCCACUUAUCCACAACCCCAUCUAACUCCUUCGGCGAUCGAUUCGCCUUUAAUGCCCCCACCGUCACUCCCAAAACCCGUUGAAACCAUACCAUACAAUCCCACUCGUCGCUCAGAACCAGGUAGCAUCUUAAAACCAAUGUCCCAAGCCGAAAUGAAGAUGUAUGAGACCUAUCGCGACAACGCUCGGCCAGAUGUCGGCGUCGAGCAAAGACAGGGGUCGCCAAUCAUUGGCCUUAAGAAUUUUAACAACUGGGUCAAAUCUGUCCUUAUAUCUCGAUUUGCACUGCCUGCAUUGCAAGCUUCGCCGUACAUGGGAGGAAAUGUUCCAGGGAGAGGGUCCGGUAAGAUCCUCGACAUGGGAUGUGGGAAGGGAGGCGAUCUCAAUAAGUGGUCAAAAGCGAGGGUUAAAGAGCUCCUGGCCGUCGAUGUUGCCUCAGUGUCUGUGGACCAAGCUCGUGCGCGUUGGGAAGGAAUGAAAGGACAUCGUUACGCUGCUUCAUUUGCGUCCCUCGACUGCUACCGCGAACCCCUCUCAAAAGCUUUUUCUUCACAUCAACUAGCGCUACCUUUCGAUGUCGUUUCUAUGCAGUUUUGCAUGCACUACGCCUUUGAAACUGAGGAAAAGGCAUGUCGGAUGCUUGACAACGUGAGUCGGUGGCUACGACCUGGUGGAAUUUUUAUCGGUACGAUACCCAAUGCUGAGCAGCUGCUCGAGCAUUUACAUGAGCUUCCGUCUGACAUCGAUGAGCUCUCCUUUGGAAAUUCUAUUUAUCGAAUUCGUUUUGAUGAACGCGAACAUCAUGGCGUCUAUGGGCAUAAGUAUUGUUUUUUCCUCAAAGAUGCGAUUGAGGAUGUUCCAGAGUAUCUGGUCAUAUGGGACAAUUUUGUUCAGCUAGCUUCUAAGUAUGACUUGCAACCUAUCUACAAAGAGGAGUUCCAUCAAGUUUUCGACAAGAAUCAAGAGCAUCAGGAUUUUGGUCCUCUUCUCACUCGCAUGGGUGUUGUAGAUGCCAACGGCGAGAGUGCGAUGGAUGAGGAUCAAUGGGAGGCUGCUAACAUCUACGUCGCCUUUGCUUUCCAGAAGCAGUAA